AUGACUGAAGCUGACAUUAAGAAUAAAAUUAAAAGUAUCCGCACCAUGUAUAGGAGGGAAUUACUUUUAAUCAUUAAAUCUAAGAAGAGUGGUGCUGCACCCGACGAUGUUUAUAAGCCGAGACUGAAUUGGUUUAAUCAAGCGGAUUCGUUUUUGAGGGCCGUAACAGUUGCAAGAGAAAGCAUAUCAAGUUCAGAUAUCAACGAAAUUGCUGGGGGAGACGUUGAAUCAACUAUCGAGGCGACAUCGCCAAUUUCAGAAUCAAUUGAUACAAGUGAAUUUGUUCGACCCAGCACCUCUCAAGCACCAGCACCACAAGUAUUUCAAGCAUCAUUUCGCAAACGCAAAAAAGACGUUAUCAACGAGAGAAUCCAUAAGUUACAUAAAAUAUCCAGUUCCAAGGAUCAGGAAUUAGACGAAUUCGAUUAUUUCGGAAAAUUUGUCACUGCACAGCUACGAAAAAUGCCUGAAUAUGACGCCAUAUUGUGCCAGGAAGAAAUGCACGGUAUUAUGAGGAAGUAUAGGAUACGUUUGCUUUCUGGAUCUUUAAAUAGUUCACCUUCCGUGUCUGAAUCAGAGCAUAGUGAAACGACUACACAUUCUCCAGCACCUCCUCAAAUAUAUAUAAAAAAUGAAAUAGAAUAG
Nymphalis io (European peacock) is the source of this 645-nucleotide messenger RNA. RefSeq lists its product as uncharacterized. The transcript is spliced from 2 exons. Lineage: Eukaryota; Metazoa; Arthropoda; Insecta; Lepidoptera; Nymphalidae. The record is from RefSeq and is a predicted model, not a curated record. The coding region runs from base 1 to 645 and encodes 214 amino acids.